This is a messenger RNA of Phlebotomus argentipes, 1611 nucleotides long. RefSeq lists its product as uncharacterized. The record is from RefSeq and is a predicted model, not a curated record. The transcript is spliced from 3 exons. Gene Ontology annotation, cellular component: nuclear body. The coding region runs from base 268 to 1611 and encodes 447 amino acids. NCBI's taxonomy places the organism in Eukaryota, Metazoa, Arthropoda, Insecta, Diptera, Psychodidae. Gene Ontology annotation, biological process: positive regulation of DNA-templated transcription.
AAGUCACUGUUCAGCUCUUAGCGCCAAAAUCCGCCCAACCGCCGCCGCACUGGGGCCACGAGAGUGCUGAAUCUGGAGAUUCCGGAAAGCCGCAGCGGCGAUUCUUGACCCAGAGCGAAUGCGACGGAUUAUUGAUUUCCUGUGACGUCAUAAGCCUUGCACAAGAGCGCGAGUGAGCGUGCGCAAAGCUAAGGAAGGCGGAGAGCAACCCUUAAGUGAGCUCGUGCUCGCUGCGACCUGCGCGUGUCAUCUCCUCUGCCCAGCGCGAUGCCCAACUUCCGUCCGAAGCGCAAGAGCGAGAUGUGGAUGUCACACAACAGAGUGCUGAUCGGCGGCAACAAGAAGAGUCACGCCAGGAAUCCCAACUUCGAGACGGAGGAGACGAAGCUACUGAUCUCUCUGUGGGGCGACCCGAAAGUGCAGAAGACGCUCAUCACAACCCACAAGAAACAUCCCGUGAUUGCCAAACUGGCCGAGAGUAUGCGCACGUACGGCUACUACCGCUCUCCCACGGAGAUCAACACGCGCCUGAAGAACCUCAAGUGCUUCUACAACCGCAUCAAGAAGGACAUGGAGAUGGGCGUGAUCAAUCAGCCCACGUGGAAGCACUACGACGCCAUGGACGAGAUCCUGAACAGGCCCAUCUUCGGCAGCCGCCUCACGAUGCAGCAGCAGCAGCGCCAGCACCAGAUCCUGCACGAGGAGGCGACGAAGAACCUGCGCAGCGAGGAUGUGCCGCACGUGGAGCAAGAGGAGCUCAUCGUGCCCAAGGAGGAGCCGCUAGACAUCGACGAUUCGGACGUGAACGAGCUGGAUUUGGAAGACAGCGCUGACAGCUUUCCCAGCCAGUUGGCGGCUUAUCUGCGAGUGCAGCCCAAGAAUAGCAACGCACACACGUCCGACAGCCAGGAUUCGGGAUCCGGAGAGCCCCUGAUCGCGCCGGAGGACAUCAAGAAGUCUCCUCCGCCGUCUCCGCCGCCCAAGCAAGUGUCAACGAGCGCCGGUCCGAGGAUAAUCGCACCAAAACCCGCCAGCACGCCCACCAGCAAGAUCUCCCUGGUGCCCACGAACAUCCUGCUGAAGCCACAGGCGCAGAAGGUCGCCCUGAAGCCCGCGCACACGAUCUACAUGAAGAAUCCCACCACGGGCGCGGUGUCAGCGAUCCCCUCAGUGGCCAGCUCCACGUCCGGGAUGCCCAUGAAGGUGUUGCUGGUCAACACGAUGCCCAAGUCCACGGUAUCGACGCCCACAAUCAUAUCAAAGGCCACGCCGACGAUCUGCCACACACCCGCGAUGACCGCCAGCCAGGAGUGUCGCCCGGCGCCCAUCAACUACCGCCGGAUGUCAGCCACCAGGCCGCCCAAGCCCUCCACAAUCGGCUUCCGGACGCUCCUCAGUCAGGUAAUCCAGCAGCAGACGCUGAGCCUUGAAGUGGCCAGAGAGCGUCUGGCGGUGGAGAAGGAGCGCCUAGCCUUCGAGAGGGCCACAGGGGAGAAACUCCUGGAAGUCCUGCCCCUGCUACAGAGCAUGGCAGACCACUUGACCGGACGCAGGACUUCGCAGAGGCUGAGGAAGCCAGCAAACUCCAUCUCUCACGACAGUGACGAGUAA